Molecule: messenger RNA, 4468 nt
Organism: Marmota flaviventris (yellow-bellied marmot)
Lineage: Eukaryota; Metazoa; Chordata; Mammalia; Rodentia; Sciuridae
Gene: Dgkh
Product: diacylglycerol kinase eta
Biological process (GO): phospholipase C-activating G protein-coupled receptor signaling pathway
Cellular component (GO): plasma membrane
Molecular function (GO): ATP-dependent diacylglycerol kinase activity; protein binding
Source: RefSeq, a predicted model, not a curated record
AUGGAACCGCAGCACGUGCGCCCCGCGAGUGGCGCCCGCAGCCCGACCUGGGAGGAACCGGAGUCGGAGAGGAUGGCAGGGGCCAGUGGCCAGCACCACCCUCCGGGUGCCGCGGGAGGAGCAGCUGCCGGGACUGGCACUGUGGUCACCCCCUCCGCUGCUUCAGCGGGGCCCGGAGAGGAUUCGUCUGACAGCGAAGUAGAGCAAGAGGGACCCCAGAAACUGAUCCGAAAAGUGUCCACCUCGGGGCAGAUCCGGACCAAGACCAGUAUCAAAGAAGGACAGCUAUUGAAGCAAACCAGUUCUUUCCAAAGAUGGAAAAAGCGUUACUUCAAACUUCGAGGCCGGACACUUUAUUAUGCAAAGGACUCCAAGUCUCUGAUAUUUGACGAAGUUGACCUCUCAGAUGCCAGUGUAGCUGAAGCAAGCACAAAAAAUGCUAACAACAGCUUCACGAUAAUUACUCCAUUCAGAAGGCUAAUGCUAUGUGCCGAGAACAGAAAAGAGAUGGAGGAUUGGAUCAGUUCCCUGAAGUCUGUACAAACCAGAGAGUCUUAUGAGGUGGCCCAGUUUAACGUGGAACAUUUCUCAGGGAUGCAUAACUGGUACGCCUGCUCCCAUGCCCGCCCCACCUUCUGUAACGUAUGCAGAGAAAGUCUUUCUGGAGUUACCUCCCAUGGCCUGUCCUGUGAAGUGUGUAAAUUCAAGGCUCACAAAAGAUGUGCAGUGAGGGCAACUAAUAACUGUAAAUGGACAACCCUGGCCUCCAUUGGAAAGGACAUCAUAGAGGACGAAGACGGACUCGCUAUGCCUCACCAAUGGCUUGAGGGCAACUUGCCCGUGAGUGCCAAGUGUGCUGUCUGUGACAAAACGUGUGGCAGUGUUCUCCGUCUACAGGAUUGGAAAUGUCUUUGGUGUAAAACAAUGGUACAUACUGCCUGCAAAGAUUAUUAUUUUCCUGUAUGUCCACUUGGCCAAUGCAAAGUAUCUAUCAUACCUCCAAUUGCACUAAAUAGCACUGAUUCUGAUGGUUUCUGUAGAGCAACAUUUUCAUUCUGUGUUAGUCCUUUAUUGGUUUUUGUCAAUUCUAAGAGUGGAGAUAAUCAGGGAGUCAAGUUUCUUCGUCGUUUUAAACAAUUGCUAAAUCCGGCUCAGGUGUUUGAUUUAAUGAACGGAGGUCCUCAUUUGGGUUUAAGAUUAUUUCAGAAGUUUGACAAUUUCCGGAUUCUUGUCUGCGGAGGAGAUGGAAGUGUAGGUUGGGUUUUGUCAGAAAUCGAUAAGCUCAACUUGAAUAAACAGUGUCAGCUGGGAGUAUUACCCUUGGGAACAGGCAAUGACCUGGCUCGAGUUCUUGGCUGGGGAGGUUCAUAUGACGAUGACACUCAACUUCCUCAGAUACUAGAGAAGCUGGAACGAGCCAGUACCAAAAUGCUAGACAGGUGGAGUAUAAUGACAUAUGAACUCAAAUUGCCACCAAAGGCUUCUCUACUUCCAGGACCUCCAGAAGCACCUGAAGAAUUUUAUAUGACGAUUUAUGAAGACUCCGUUGCAGCUCAUCUUACAAAAAUCCUCAAUUCUGAUGAACAAACGGUGAUUGUAUCAUCUGCCAAGAUAUUAUGUGAAACCGUAAAGGACUUCGUUGCCAAAGUAGAGAAGGCAUAUGACAGAUCAUUGGAAAAUGCAGUUGUAGCGGACGCCGUGGCCAGUAAAUGUUCAGUCCUAAAUGAGAAGCUUGAACAACUGCUACAAGUUUUGCACACAGAGCCCCAGCCUGAUCCUGUCCUCUCCGCUGUCAGCCCUGUCGUCAUAGAAGAAGAUGCUGUGGAAUCUUCAAGUGAAGAAUCCCUGGGCGAAUGCAAGGACCAGCUCUCAGAUGACAUUACAAAGCCUUCCUCACAAGGAGCCAUCAAACCCAGGGAAAUAAUGUUGCGGGCAAACAGUUUAAAGAAAGCAGUGAGACAAGUCAUUGAAGAAGCCGGAAAAGUUAUGGAUGAGCAGAUGGUUCAUUCCUGUGAACCAGUUAAUCAAUUAUCUGACUGCAACAAUACAGAAAUAAGUGAAUCUACUGAUGAUGAUACCAAAGAGUUGUUAACUGUUAAAACUUCACCUCAGUCUCCAGAUGCCAGGGCAUGUCGUGGCAAUUCUCAACCUGAUUCUGUCCCUGGUCCAGCUGUCACAGCCACCAAAGAAAACCUCCCUGUGCUCAAUACUAGAAUAAUCUGCCCAGGUUUAAGAGCAGGACUAGCUGCUUCAAUUGCUGGGAGUUCCAUUAUCAACAAAAUGUUACUAGCAAAUAUCGAUCCUUUUGGUGCAACGCCAUUUAUUGACCCAGAUCUAGAUUCAGUAGAUGGAUAUUCAGAAAAAUGUGUCAUGAACAAUUACUUUGGGAUUGGAUUGGAUGCAAAAAUUUCAUUAGAAUUUAAUAAUAAGAGAGAGGAGCACCCUGAAAAAUACAGGAGCCGAACUAAAAACUUGAUGUGGUAUGGAGUCCUUGGGACCCGGGAAUUAUUACAGAGAUCAUACAAAAAUUUAGAACAAAGAGUUCAACUUGAGUGCGAUGGGCAGUAUAUUCCUCUCCCCAGUUUGCAAGGCAUAGCAGUGUUAAACAUCCCUAGCUAUGCAGGAGGCACUAACUUCUGGGGUGGAACCAAAGAGGAUGAUAUAUUUACUGCACCAUCAUUUGAUGACAAGAUCUUGGAAGUUGUUGCAAUAUUUGAUAGCAUGCAAAUGGCAGUUUCAAGGGUCAUUAAGCUGCAGCAUCAUCGAAUAGCCCAGUGCCGCACAGUAAAAAUCACCAUAUUUGGUGAUGAGGGAGUUCCAGUGCAGGUGGAUGGUGAAGCAUGGGUCCAGCCUCCAGGGAUUAUCAAAAUUGUGCACAAAAACAGAGCUCAGAUGCUAACAAGGGACAGAGCCUUUGAAAGCACUCUAAAAUCUUGGGAAGAUAAACAGAAGUGCGACACUGGUAAAACAGUUCUUCGAACCCAUUUGUUCAUCCAACAUGCCGUUGACCUGGCAACAGAAGAGGUGUCGCAGAUGCAGCUGUGCUCCCAGGCUGCAGAAGAGCUUAUUACUAGGAUUUGUGACGCAGCCACAAUUCACUGUCUUCUGGAACAAGAACUGGCCCAUGCGGUGAAUGCAUGCUCACAUGCACUGAAUAAAGCCAACCCAAGGUGCCCGGAGAAUCUUACAAGAGAUACUGCCACUGAAAUAGCCAUCAAUGUGAAGGCGUUGUAUAAUGAAACAGAAUCUUUGCUAGUUGGGAGGGUUCCUUUGCAGUUGGAAUCUCCACAUGAAGAACGGGUGGCUAGUGCCUUACAUUCUGUGGAGGUGGAGUUACAGAAAUUAACAGAGAUCCCCUGGCUUUAUUACAUCUUACACCCCAAUGAAGAGGAGGAGCCUCCAAUGGAUUGCACCAAAAGGAACAACAGAAGCACAGUAUUUCGUAUAGUGCCAAAGUUUAAAAAGGAAAAAGUUCAAAAGCAGAAGACAAGUACUCAGCCUGUUCAGAAAUGGGGCACUGAGGAAGUUGCUGCUUGGCUGGAUCUGCUCAAUUUGGGAGAGUACAAAGAAAUCUUCAUCCGUCAUGACAUCAGAGGGGCUGAACUUUUGCAUCUGGAAAGGCGAGAUCUUAAGGACCUGGGGAUACCGAAAGUGGGCCAUGUGAAGCGAAUUCUGCAGGGAAUUAAAGAGCUUGGAAGGAUCACUUCCCAGUCUGAGGUGUAAUAUUGGUGCUAUUCCUUGGAAGAGAAGUAAUUGCUACUCAAUACAAAGUUCUUGGAAGCAAUUGGCUGUUCUUGUAGUUUUCUGCAUAGAUAAGUAAGCACCACUGAAGCACCUCUAUGGCUUGAUAUUUUAUUAUGGGUGAAAUUUUUGAUUUGAGGUUUUAGAAAAUAUUUUUGUGCCAAAAAUACAUUCCAUUAAGCCAUUUUCUUAUUGUGCAAACCUGAUAUGUUCAAAUAUGCUCAUAGUUGGAAAAAAGUAGGAGGCAUCCGAGAUAGCUACAUUGUCUAAAAGUGGAAUUGCUACUCACUUACUUUCCUUAGAUCUGGUCUGAUAGAGGGUUCUUACUGUGCAAUCACAUAAAGGUGUGUGGCUAAAACUUCUUGGGUUUCAUUGUUGGAGGAAUUGGCUUCUUUCUUCAAAUCAUUGGUUAGGAGACAAAGAUAUACAUUAAGUUGUGUUUUGAAUGUUAGAUUGGUAUUACCAUAGGUUCAAAGCAUUCACUGGUCAAAGAAUAUGGUUAAACCAACCUAUCAAAUACUACAAAUAAUGCAGAUCUUAAUGCACGGAGUUCCUGCCUGGAUUGUCUUUCUUUUUCUUGCAUGUCAUAUUGUAACACUUUGGUAGCCUUAAUCUCAGUUUUAGUGGAAUUUGAUUUAUGACUACCCAAGUACCUUUUUAUUGGUUAAGGGACUGAAAUUUUCUGUUCUAUAACGUGGAAUUUUAUAUAAAUAUUCUAUACCUAAGA